AUGGCAGAUCAUUUAACGCAAAUUAAGUUAACCUUACCAAUUAAUUUAAAUUUGCCUAUGGGCACAAAUCUGAAUGAAAUUUACGAAUUAAGCAAGAUUACAAAAAUGGCAGUGUUCUAUAAAGAAAGUCAAAUAGUAUUCGUAAUAAAGCUUCCGCUGGUUACCGAAUUGGAGCUCACGUUGUUCAGAAUACUUCCAAUACCACAGCCGGUUGAAACAAUGAUAAACGGAAUAAAGAAUAAAAAUCAUAGUAUUGUUUUAAAACCAGAAUUCCAAUAUGUAGCGAUUACAAAGAAUAGGGAACAAUAUACCACGUUCACAGAAACUCAGCUUUUACAUUGUACGGAAACAGAAAUAUUCACAAUAUGUCCAGAAUUUUCACCAGUCGUUCACUCGAACAGCAAAAAUCCAUGUGAGAUAGCUUUAUUCAAAAAUCCGGAUGUCUUGCCAGAAACAUGCGAGACGGGAGUCCUAGUAUUAUCGAAAGACAUAUUUUAUAAAUUAAAACAUGCAAACACUUGGAUAUACACAACAAAGGGUGAAACAUUGACUAUUGCGUGUAGGGAAAAUGCGGAACCAUACAUUACGAAAAUACGGAAGCAAGGAUUGAUUUGGUUAAGAUCAAAAUGCAGAGCGUACGGAAACGAUAUUAUUUUAAAUCCGACACAAGAAAUAAAAUCAAAACACUAUGUUAACUUUAUACCCGAAGUAGGACAGGGAAAAAUAUCAUUUAAAGUAUCCGAUAGAAUAAAAAGUAUGAACCUACCUAAGAUAAUGGUUAAACAAGAUUCACAUAAACUCGAAAAAAUACACGAAAUAGCACAAUCGUUAGAUAAGGUGCAACAACAAAUCGAUAAUGAAAUAUUAACACAAUCAGGACAGCUUACUUCGUUGCGACGUCCACAAUAUGAAAUGGUACGAUUAGGUAGAAGUAAACUUUGUACGGAUGAUAUCAAAGUUGAACAAAAGUUUAAUAAGAUAGACGAACAAAAUACACUCGGAGGGGAGGAUGUACCACCCCAAAUAAAAUAA
Messenger RNA from Metopolophium dirhodum (rose-grain aphid), 1032 nucleotides. RefSeq lists its product as uncharacterized. The transcript has 2 exons. The record is from RefSeq and is a predicted model, not a curated record. Bases 1 to 1032 code for a protein of 343 amino acids. Lineage: Eukaryota; Metazoa; Arthropoda; Insecta; Hemiptera; Aphididae.